AUGAAUUUUUUAAAUAAAUACAGUUCUUUAAAAAGAUCAUUUUCAACUUUUAACACAUCAAGAGUUGUUUUAAGAUCAAAUGCAUUAAAUAAUAAAAGAUAUUUUUCAACUGAGGAAACAAGAGGUGAUGAAGAUAUCCUCGAAGAUAUGAAUAUUAAAGGAGGAAGAAAUUUAAUUUUAGAAAAAAAUAUUGAAGAAAUUUCAAAAAAAAUUGCAGAUUUUUAUUCACCAAGAGUUGAAACUAUUUCAUUAGAAUCAGUUGAAAGCAAACAAGUUUCACCACUCGAUAAAUGUAUUUCAUUAAAUAAUAAAGCUACAGAAUUAAUUUCUCAAGGUAAACUUCUCGAUGCACAAUCAGUUUUAAUUAGCGGUAUUUCACUUUAUGAACGUAAAUGUUUUGAUACUCUUGGUGAAAAUGGUAUUAAAUCAAAACAACUCUAUGGUUAUUUACUUUCAAAUCUUGGUUAUGUUUAUCACAUCGAAUCUAAAUUCACCGAUGCCAUCAAAUCAUAUACCAAAUCAUUAAUUUAUUUAGAAGGAAACCAAGAUCAAGCAUUCUAUGCCCACACUCUUUUACUUUUAUCCGAACUUUUCUCUUUACUUGGUGAUAAUAAAAAAGCACUCGAAUCAUGUAAAUUAUCAAUCAAAAUUUUCGAAACUUUAGAUAAAAAAAUUUUAGAUGAAAGAUAUUAUUUCGCAUUAUUAAAUUUAUCAAGUUAUCUUUCAAUUGAAAAGAAAUAUGAAGAAGCUUUACCAUUAUGCAAAAAAGCAUUUGAACAAUUAGAAAUAACUUUAGGUAGAAACAAUGAUAUAGUUCAAUCUGCAGCAACCAAUCUUUCAAAACUCUAUAAUAAAUUAAAAAUGACUACUGAAUCUGAACAAUUAGAUUCACUUUUCGUUAACCCAUUAAAAUCAUCACUCCAAUUUAAAUUUAACCCACACUCAGAUUUAUCACAUAUCGAUAUGUCAGCAUUAAGAAAACAAUGGACUGAACAAGGUCAUCAAAAAAUUUUCGAUAUUGAUGGUUUUUAUAAAUCAUCUGCAACCUCCAAAAAAGAAUUUAAAUCAUUCAUUAAACAAUUAGAAAGCCAAGGUGUUAAAAUUGGUCCAGAAGCUGAAUCAAUCAUUAGACCUGAAUUAGAAUCUAUUUCAUAUUCACCAGAUGUCACCAAACAAUGGGAACCAAAAACUUAUAAAAUCACCAAAGAAGAAUAA
Molecule: messenger RNA, 1215 nt
Organism: Dictyostelium purpureum
Lineage: Eukaryota; Evosea; Eumycetozoa; Dictyosteliales; Dictyosteliaceae
Exons: 4
Coding region: 1-1215 (404 amino acids)
Molecular function (GO): protein binding
Source: RefSeq, a predicted model, not a curated record